Molecule: messenger RNA, 2447 nt
Organism: Juglans microcarpa x Juglans regia
Lineage: Eukaryota; Viridiplantae; Streptophyta; Magnoliopsida; Fagales; Juglandaceae
Product: kinesin-like protein KIN-14N
Biological process (GO): microtubule-based movement
Molecular function (GO): ATP binding; microtubule binding; microtubule motor activity
Source: RefSeq, a predicted model, not a curated record
AUGGUUGGGACGACAAACUAUGGGAGCAGGCAAGCGUUUUCGGUCGUCAAUGGAGGGAAAGAUCUCGGCCCGAACAGUGCUCCGGCUAGCAAUGCAGGUUCAGAGUGUGGAGGGAUUGAGUUGACCAGAGAGGAAGUUGAAGCACUGUUGAAUGAGAAACCAAAAAGGAAGGAUAGAUUCAAUCUUAAGGAAAGAUGUGAUAACAUGGUGGAGUACAUUAAGAGGCUCAAAUUAUGCAUCAAAUGGUUCCAAGAGCUUGAAGGACACUACAUAUUUGAGCAAGAGAAGCUGCUGAACGCGUUGGAGUCAGCCAAGCAAAAAUGUGAUGAAAUGGAGGUACUGACGAAAAACAAGGAAGAAGAACUGAAUUCAAUUAUCUUGGAGCUUAGAAAGAGUUACGCUUCUUUACAAGAUAAAUUUAUGAAGGAAGAAUUGGAUAAGCUGGCUGCAAUGGACUCUCUUACAAAAGAGAAAGAGGCUAGACUUAAUUUUGAGAGGACACAAGCUUCUCUUUCGGAAGAGCUUGCCAGAGCUCAACGAGAGCUUUUAAGUGCUAAUCAGAAGAUAUCAUCGCUUAAUGAUAUGUACAGGCGCUUACAGGAUUACAACACAAGCUUACAGCAGUACAAUGGUAAACUGCACACGGACCUUUCUACAGUUGAGGAUGAGCUUAAGCGUGUAGAGAAAGACAAGGCUACUAUAGUUGAAAACCUCAGCAUGUUAAGGGGUCAACUUACUUUGUCCAGAGCUUCUCAAGAUGAGGCUAUAAAGCAAAAGGAUGCUUUGGUGGAUGAGGUUGCUUUUCUUAGGGUGGAGCUACACCAAGUGAGAGAUGAUCGUGAUUGCUUGCUGUCACAAGUGCAGAUUUUAACAACUGAUGCCACGAAAUAUAAAGAGUCUACAGAAAAAUAUAGUGCCGAGUUGGACAUCCUGACAACAAACGUGAAUCAAUUAGAGAUGACGUGUUCAUCACAAAAUAACCAAAUAGUGGUACUGAAGAACCAGCUAUCUACUGCAGAGGAGAAAUUGCAGGUUUCUGAUUCAUCUGCAGUUGAGACAAGAACUGAAUUUGAAGGGCAAAAGAAACUCAUAAAUGAAUUACAAAAUCGCCUGGCAGAUGCAGAAUUCAAACUUGUGGAAGGAGAGAUGCUACGUAAAAAAUUACAUAAUACUAUAUUGGAACUAAAAGGGAACAUUCGAGUAUUCUGCAGAGUGCGGCCUAUUUUGCCUGAUGAUGGUAUUACCACAGAAGGAAAGGUUCUCUCUUAUCCCACAUCAGUAGAAGCUCUUGGACGGGGAAUUGAUGUGGUGCAAAACGGGCAAAAGCAUUCCUUCACAUUUGACAAAGUUUUUAUGCCUGAUACAAGACAAGAUGAUAUUUUUGUUGAAAUCUCCCAGCUCGUACAAAGUGCUCUCGAUGGUUAUAAGGUUUGCAUUUUUGCCUAUGGUCAAACAGGUUCUGGCAAAACUUAUACUAUGAUGGGUAGGCCAGGACAUCUUGAGCAAAAAGGUCUGAUACCCCGUUCACUAGAACAAAUAUUUCAAACUAGGCAAUCUCUUCAACCUCAAGGUUGGAAAUAUGAAAUGCAGGUAUCAAUGUUGGAAAUAUAUAAUGAGACGAUUCGUGAUUUGUUAUCAACAAAUCGAUCGUCUUCAACAGAAAAUGCUGUUUCUGCAAAGCAAUAUGCAAUUAAACAUGAUGCAAAUGGAAACACGCAUGUCUCUGAUCUUACAAUUGUGGAUGUCCGAAGUGCGAAAGAGGUUUCAUUCCUUCUAGAUCAUGCUGCACAGAGCAGGUCGGUAGGCAAGACCCAGAUGAAUGAGCAAUCAUCGAGAAGUCAUUUUGUUUUCACCCUCAGAAUAUUCGGUGUUAAUGAGAGCACUGAACAACAAGUACAAGGAGUCUUGAAUCUUAUUGAUCUUGCUGGGAGUGAGCGUCUUUCUAAGAGUGGAUCAACAGGAGACCGAUUGAAAGAAACUCAAGCAAUCAAUAAAAGUUUAUCAUCCCUAAGUGAUGUUAUAUUUGCAUUGGCAAAGAAGGAGGACCACAUACCCUUUAGGAACUCGAAGCUUACAUAUCUUCUUCAGCCUUGUUUAGGUGGGGACUCAAAGACAUUGAUGUUUGUAAACAUCUCUCCGGAUCCCUCCUCAGCGGGUGAGUCACUUUGCUCACUUCGUUUUGCAGCCCGGGUAAAUGCUUGUGAGAUUGGGACUCCUCGACGUCAAACCAACAUGCGGCCUUCAGAUUCACGCUUAAGCUAUGGCUGAUUUUUUUUUUUUUUAUAGAUUAAUGAUUCUUUUUCUAUUCUAGGCACCUAAGUUUUCUGUAUCAAUGAUAAAAGUAUCAAAGAGAUGCAUAAUCCUGAUGUAGGGUUUAUUUGUAUAGAUAAGAAAAUAUUGAGUUUGUAUUAAUUUAAGAGUAUAAAUUUAUGAUUUCUAAUUAUGCU